UUCGAAGCUUCAAACAAUGCCGAUGAUAUCAACCUCGUUUUUAGAUCGCGGUGAAAAGGGAAGAAAGGAAACCAAGGCAUCGAUGGUAUCUGAUGAUUGCCAUGGCAACACUGACGAUGAUGAACGAAUGAUGCAGUCAUCUAAUAGAUACGGUGGAGGAGAACUGGCAAAGGUUAAUGACGAAGUAUCAAAAGAUAACAAAGUAGGCGAGCCAAAUGGAACAUUCUGUGAUAAGACGGAGUCGCAAAGGAUAGCAGAAAAUGGCUCACAUCUAAGCAUUGAUGAUCACGACUCCCUAAAGACUGUCUCGACUGCAUCUGAGCUUUUCUCUCCCAGAAUACCUUGCGAUGAUGGCGAUGGAGUCAAAGACCUCAAUGACGCCAUUAGUGCAACUCGUGCUUGCCCCGUCCAGCCGACUUUGGUUGAAGGUGCCAAAGGUGAUAAGUUCUCCCUCAACCACGAUGUUAGGAAAUCAGCAUCCGUUCACUACGUCGAUGUCAAUCAACUUCCAAUACUACCCUCGUCAUCCACGGCGUCGUUGCUGAAAAAUCAGGAUGAAGUUGACAUCGGAAGACUCAUUACGACUACAAUGGCAACCACAGAAAGGAAUGGACAUGUUAACAUAAGCAACAACCCUAUGCCAUGUUCUCCGACGUCAUUGACCACCGUUCCAGUCAGCCGACGAACCCGAGAUCGAGAAGAUGAUGUCGACACCAGUCGUUUGCAAUCAUCAUCGACGACCUACGUCAAUGGGAAACAUAUUCAUGGUUAUCUUGAACAGGUAUCUGAUGACACCGAGUACGAGACUGCAUACUCAGAUUUUUCCGACCGAAUAGACGAACUGGAGAGGACGCUCGUCCAGGAAGAACCGAUACUGAUGAAGACUGCUACUCAACAUCACUCUCCUCGAUUUCUGAUUCGACCAAAUAACGCAUCAUGUUUCCAUGGUGACCAUGCUCGCUUUGUUUGCUGUAUGACGGGCUCACCACGACCUGACAUCAGCUGGUUUGCUUCCGGUAAGGUCAUCAGACCGGAGAGGAACAACCGUCUGAAAAUCACAGACUACGGCGAAGACAACAAUGAUGACGCAUGCGCAUUGGUGUCUAUCUUGGACAUUGUCGAGGUCAAGUUCGAGGACAAAGGCGAAUACGCAUGCGUGGCAAUCAACUCCCAAGGUCAGGCAUUCUCUUCCGCACAACUCGAUGUCGAGGAACGAGAUUCUGGGCCAGUUCAACAGUCUGAGAGUGCUGACGUUGAUGGGUUAAGUACCCAACCUAAAAUAGAGACUUCAGACAGAGAUGAUGUUUUCAGUGUGGCGAAACAAGAGCACAUCCCUUCAACGUCACUUCCCAGCCAGAAGGUCCAAGCACUUGUAGGAUCAAAGGCAUCGUUCUUCUGCCCUGUUGAAGGUGAGCCACUCCCGGAAGUGAAAUGGUCAAAAGAUGACACCCAUAUCACAGGUAACCAUAGUGAUGACCGCAUCACUCUCAGAGUUGAAGGUAGCAUUCAUUGUCUUCACAUCCGGGACAUCAUACCCUCUGAUGCUGGUUUGUAUGUCUGUAGUGCCGCCAAUGACAAUGGAAUGGUGCUAUGUGUCAGCCUUUUGGAAGUGCAAGAUUCAACUGGUUGGGCAGAAGAUAGUCAAGAAGUGAAACAGAGAACUCCGAUGUUGGUAAUCACAGAACCUGAAAUAUUCAGACAGUUUAUUGGAGAAACCCAAAUUGUCGUACCGUCAAAGAUUAGCAAAGAAGGGAGCGUUGUUCCAAGUAAUAAUUCAAAUCAAUCAAACAUCGAAACCUUUGACCUAGUCAGCAGGAACAAGUCUGAUGAAGAAGGGGUGAAGGAUGUCACUACAGAUACGGCUCAAAGUUAUCAACUAAACUCUGGUGAAAUAACAAACAGAAAUAUGGAUGACAUGCUAAACUCAGUUUUGUCCACGUAUGGUCCUAGAGAAUUCCAGCAGAAUAAUUGUGAUGAUAGACUAAGUGUUACCAGUAAUGACGGUGUGACCCGUACGCGCAGUGAAACGAACAGCUCGGAGGCCUAUGUUUCAGCAGAAGGACCACGAGGUGAUAAUGAUGAUCCAUUUGAUAAGAAAGCCCAGUUGGACACACCUGAAGGAGACAAUAUAAGCGAGCUCAAACAUCAUAAAGGUUCAAAGCGGAGGACUUCUCGUCGCAACCAUCUUAAAUCACCGAUAAAAGUCAGCCAUUCACUAUCACCAGCUGACAAAGCCAUCACCGAGUUCAUCGAUUUGGACGAUGUUAAUGGUUUCCCGAGAACUAAGUCAUCUAGAAAGAAACGACCAUCUAGUCGAAGAAAGAAGUCUCCUAUACAUUCGAAGAAUGCAGAACGUGUCAGGUUAGAUAUUGAGAAGGCCGAGGAGCUUACUGAAAAGGUGGAUUCCUGUCUCGACAUAAUCGAUGAUCUGUUGACUCUGACUUCUUAUGAUGAAAAUGAGAAUGAGAAUGAAACGGAAGAAAAAUUGCGUCAAAAGUUGGACACACUGGUUCAAAAAUUCGGCGAUUCUGAAUCAGAUGCAGGAAGUUUGAGCUCUAGAAGGGGUACUCCAUCUCAUCGCAGAAAAGAAAAGUAUAGCAAGGGGGACCUUCUACAUAUGUCAGACAGCAAUGGGGAGUAUAUCGAUGGAUCAGAUGUGAAUAUCAACGUAUCACGGAUUCAAAGUGAAGGUAAUAUCUGGGGAGAGUGUAGUCUUGAGGAUUCGCUGAAGGUAAUGUCAGAACUAGUUGGAAAUAUAGCGGUGACUGUUCGUGAUCCUGGGAUGGAAAAUGAAGGCACUACUCAAGCCCAUCAAGUGGAACAAGUGGCGAAUGGUCAAGAGGAAAAUAUAAACAAUAAUAACAACAGUCUUCGGAAAGCGUUAGUUGGAAGGAGUGCAAUCACUGUUCAGAAAGUCAAAAGAACACCGCUCCGUGAUUUGUUAAAACAAAGUUUGUUCAGCCAGGAGUUGACGAGGAAAAGGGUGCCACGGAGGCCCCUACCUGUCACAAGAUCACUGGACUCAGUGGAUGAUAUUACACAUAUUCACAAUUAUGAUAGAAAGCGAAGGCACAGUUUCGGUAGUUUGUAUCCACCUAGAUAUUCAAGACCAUCACGGAAUCCCCUUCUAAGGACACUAUCGAUUAGGAGAAGGAACCGUGACCAUUCAACAGAUUCAUCUUCCAGCGAUGAUGACAUUCGUGGUAGGCUGCAAGGUCGGACCAUUCUGCGUCGUCCUCGACACAAUGACAAUGGGCAAGCAUCCGGUGAUUGUCCAUCUAAUGUAGGAUCUACCGAUUCUCUGCAGGCCCACCAAGAAGAUAAAUUUCAGCAGUUUCCCGAUGGUGACAGGCUCUCUUCUUCAAUCGACUCUGAAGAUUUAAGCGAUUCCAGUUUAGAAGAAAACGACAACCAUUAUCCGCAUAGUACAGAGAGACUACAGAAUCUACUAUUUGAUACGGAUAUCUUUCCGGAGCAUACAAAUGACCAAAGAGCACCUCAUAUGUUAAACGGUACGACUGACGGCCAUGAAGACAAAAUAGAAAAUGGUACUGACCAUUCUACAAGCUGUAUGAAUGAAGAUAACAGCAAUGAUCUUCAGGAUGAUGGAAUUGUGACAGAAAACUCGUCGAAAGGAAUUCCCGAUGAUAUGACACCAGAGAACGGUGGAAACUCUUUACUGCAAUCAGACCGUACAGUUACAUGAUCACGGUUCAUUUACCAAAGAGAUGAGACGAACAGUUUACGGAAACCCAUCCUCCUGACAAUGGAGCCAAUGGGAACAUUGAUGACAGUUACUUUAGUUCUGGUAUGAGCCCAUCGAUAGAUCGACCAGCAUAGAUAGACCUAUGUGAAAGACGAACCAGUCUGCCUUGUUUGUCAGUGCACUAUUUCUGAAUUCCUUGAAUUGGAAACAUGUCCUGUGUGUUUUAAAAGUGCAAUAUUUCAUACAGAUAUUCGUGAGAUUUUCUACCUUUCACUUCUCUUUUCAGAUUUGCAUUUACUUUUCUAUGACUAUGUAUAGAGAUAUACAUGUACCUUGGAAAUUGGCUGUGCGUCCAUUUUAUAUAUAUGUUUUAACUCGAUAUGCUGCAGAGGUAGUUUAAGGCUAAUUUGGCAGUUUAAAAACUGUCAAAAUAGUCAAGAUAUUCAGUAUAUCUCCCCAAAGUACUGUAUGUACUGGCAAUAGGCAAUAGUUUAAUCAUUUCUAACUCCAAUAGUCAUAUUCACUCACAGUCAAAACAACCCACUUUUUAUUAAAAAAAGCUAGUUUUAUUUAAAAGUCGUCGAUACCUGCACAAGCCCGUUCCAUUCCAUCUCGUAGAAGUUAAAUUCUACAGUAUGUUUUUUACGUGCCACUAUCAAUUUGCAGGAGAAUUCUCCAACCCCUUGUUUCACGUGGCGAACUAAAAGACCAUUAGUUCACUCAUUAUUGAUUAUCACGGUGUGAAAGCAUCGGUAUGUGGCCAGAUAACGAUGUUGGGUAGUAAUAUAUGAUUUCUUUAUUUUACUUUCAUAUUACUUUGCCAUAUGAUAAUUGACCAUUUCGAAAGGAAUCCGAAACAAAUUGAUUUUGUUCUACAAAAAAGAAAAAGAAAACGAGAAGCAGACUCAUGAAAGUUUGUACAAUAUUAAUCAAACAAUGAGAAAGUCAUGCAUCGUGAAAAUGUGUGAUCAAUUUUAUAUGGGAAUUUCACAUAAUUGUGAUGCGGGGUCAGGACACCUCUGUUACCUCCAAUAUUAAUCUAUUUGAAUAUAUAACGCAAUAUUUAUCUAUGUUAUAGUUGGUUUAUUACCCUGAAAUAAAUAUUUUAAUAUUGUUGGUAAUUUCAUUUUUAAACAGAAAUUAUUAUUUAUUCAUUGUCUAACGUCUUUUACAUUAAAAAAAAUCAUUUUCCAAUUCAUAUGUUGUAACAAAAUGAUGUUUUCUAAGGUUUGUUUUUGUUAAUAUGGAGUAUGGUUAGAGCCAUGGUAUGAUGAUUAGGAUUAAAGCAAAUGAGGACGCAAAAGCAAGAGAUUUUAAAAAACUGCAUUUAGCCACCAGCUAUCAGGAUUUGAGGAGAUAGCUGCAUAUUUUCUCCCUUUUUGGAACUUAGUUAUUUGCACCAUUCAGGCA
This is a messenger RNA of Lytechinus variegatus (green sea urchin), 5116 nucleotides long. RefSeq lists its product as uncharacterized. The transcript is spliced from 10 exons. Lineage: Eukaryota; Metazoa; Echinodermata; Echinoidea; Temnopleuroida; Toxopneustidae. Bases 17 to 3706 code for a protein of 1229 amino acids. The record is from RefSeq and is a predicted model, not a curated record.